Messenger RNA from Galdieria sulphuraria, 1232 nucleotides. Its product is annotated as Myb-like DNA-binding protein BAS1. The record is from RefSeq and is a predicted model, not a curated record. The transcript has 7 exons. Lineage: Eukaryota; Rhodophyta; Bangiophyceae; Galdieriales; Galdieriaceae. The coding region runs from base 4 to 1149 and encodes 381 amino acids.
AUGAUGAAGCUUUGUUGUUGGAUACAAUGGAUGACAACUUGGAAGAUACGGAAUAGUCGUUUUCUUACAACUCCAAAGAGAAUUGUUUUAUCACGCACUGAAAACUCCGUUGGCACUCGUCAACUUACUCAGUUGAAACCAGUUUGUUGUUUCUCUAAAGCAAAGAAUGACGAAACCAAACCCUGUACACCGUUCUUUCCUCGUUGUUGGAGUUAUACGCGGUUUCAUAAACUCGAUGAUGAACAACUUCUGAGACUAAGAGAUGAAGAACAACGAACUUGGUCGGAAAUAUCUACUGAGAUGGGAAGAAGUAUCAGUAGUUGUCUAUCUAGAUAUCAACUACUAAAAAGUAAAGAACCUACCAACUUGCAUUUUACAAGGGAAGAAGAUUUGAAACUAAAACAACUAGUAACACAAGGUCUUUCUUGGGUAGAAAUUGCAAAACAACUGAAUAAGCCAUUUCCUUAUGUAUGUAAACGAAGAUAUGAAGAUACAUUGAAGAAUGAAAAUAGAAGAGGAGAAUUCACAGAAGAAGAAGAUUCCAAGAUUGUGGAGUUGGUACAGAAAUAUGGAGCCAAAUGGAAUCUUAUUGCUCAAGAGUUGGGUACGCGUACAGCUCAUCAAUGUUUAUUGAGAUAUGAAAGAGUAUUGCGACCUUUUUUGAAAAAAGGAGCUUUUCGAGAAGAAGAAGAUAUUCUACUGUUGAAACUUUUUGAGAAAUAUGGUCCUCAAUGGUCCAAAAUAGAGAAGGAAAUGUCUUGGAGGUCUUCUGUUCAAAUAAGGAAAAGAUAUUAUACUUUGGAAGACCAAGCCAAAAGAAAUAAGAAUCCAUGGACUAGAGAGGAAGAAGAGAAGUUAAUUGCUUUAUUUGAAAAGUAUGGAAGAAAGUGGACAGAAAUAGCUAAAGAAAUGGGAAAUCGAACCGCGAGCCAAUGCAUGUAUCAAUUAUCCGAGUGUAUGGAACGCGGUGAAUUGGAGAAAAUAUUGAGUUGGACAAGAGAACGUGAUCAAGAAUUGAAGGAAUGGGUUGAGUUGUAUGGAAACCAUUGGAUAUAUAUUUCCAGAAGAAUGAAAUAUUUUAGUCCUCGUCAAUGUGAAGAACGUUGGAUACAAAUGACUUGUGUGAAUAAUAGUGGUGGGGGAAGUUGAUGGAGGCUUUUAUUUUCAGUAAGAGUCAUAAUAAUAUAAAGAGAAACCCAAAUGUAUGGCAUAAGAAACAAUGCAACUUGAGA